CCACCCCUCCAUGCCUCUCAUCGUGUCCGGCGCCGACGAUCGCCAGGUGAAGAUCUGGAGGAUGAAUGAAUCCAAGGCCUGGGAGGUGGACACGUGCCGUGGCCACUACAACAACGUUUCCUGCGCCGUGUUCCACCCCCGCCAGGAGCUGAUCCUCAGCAACUCCGAGGACAAGAGCAUCCGAGUGUGGGACAUGUCCAAGAGGACCGGAGUCCAAACGUUCCGGCGCGACCACGACCGGUUCUGGGUGCUGGCGGCGCAUCCCAACCUCAACCUGUUUGCUGCUGGUGAGUGCUGGGCUGGGAGCCACGGAAUUCCAGCUGGGAGAGACCAAAAUUCCCUGGGAGAGACCAAAAUUCCCUGGGAGAGACCAAAAUUCCAGUGGGAACCACGGAAUUCCAGCUGGGAGAGACCAAAAUUCCAUUGGGAACUCAACAAUUCCAGCUGGGAUACCCCAAAUUCCCUGGGAGAGACCAAAAUCCCAGAUGGGAGAGCCCAAAAUUCCCUGGGAGAGACCAAAAUUCCAGAUGGGAGAGACCAAAAUUCCAGCUGGGAGAGACCAAAAUUCCCUGGGAGAGACCAAAAUUCCAGUGGGAACCAUGAAAUCCCAGAUGGGAGAGCCCAAAAUUCCCUGGGAGAGACCAAAAUUCCAGAUGGGAGAGACCAAAUUCCGGCUGGGAUACCCCAAAAUUCCAUUG
Sturnus vulgaris (Common starling) is the source of this 698-nucleotide messenger RNA. Lineage: Eukaryota; Metazoa; Chordata; Aves; Passeriformes; Sturnidae. The record is from RefSeq and is a predicted model, not a curated record.